Messenger RNA from Quercus lobata, 2288 nucleotides. RefSeq names its product zinc finger (C3HC4-type RING finger) family protein / BRCT domain-containing protein. The record is from RefSeq and is a predicted model, not a curated record. The coding region runs from base 251 to 1795 and encodes 514 amino acids. Gene Ontology annotation, molecular function: metal ion binding. The transcript is spliced from 8 exons. NCBI's taxonomy places the organism in Eukaryota, Viridiplantae, Streptophyta, Magnoliopsida, Fagales, Fagaceae.
GACAUUAUUGGUGUGGCCAUCAAAAUUCAAAAACAUAUAUUUUCCCGGCAGAGCCAAAAGCAAUCCCCUUUAGGCUACUCUACUCUACUCUGUCUUACUCUAAUCAUCCAGUAAAAAAAGAUCUGCUUCCGCACUCAUCCUCGCCAAUCUCAAAUCAAGGUCUGAACCCUUUCGAUGCCCUAAUUUUUCAUUUUCUAAUUGUUGCCAAUGCGAACACUCUUACCUAGUCUUUUUGGAUAAGAGGCUAUCUAUGGCUUGGCCAAUUCAAGGCAUGGAGUCCGUGGUAGCUACAGUCAGUGGGUACAAUGGAUCGGAGCGGUUUAACCUCAUCAAGCUGAUUUCACAUGCCGGCGCUAGUUAUGUGGGUACUAUGUCAAGAUCAAUUACACACUUGGUGUGUUGGAAAUUUGAAGGAAAGAAGUAUGAUUUGGCUAAGAAGUUUAAAAUAAUGAUAGUAAACCAUCGGUGGGUUGAAGAAUGCAUGAGGCAAGGAAAGCGUGUCCCAGAGAAUCCUUAUAUUUUUCAAAGUGGGGAAGAAGUGGGGCCCUUAUUGAUGGAACUCCCACUUGUUAAUACGAGUGUCUCAGCAAAGAAUUGUAAAGUGCUUACUGACAAAUCAAAUACUUGUGAAAUCUCUCAAACACAAUCUAUUGAUUUGGUGUGCGGAGAUUCUGGUCUAGCAGCAUUUUCUGAAUCUUGUUUGUUGAAUAAGAAUUUAUUUCCUGAUUCUCGAGAGAGAAAUGAUAUUUCUAACAAACUAAAGCACAAACUGGUUAGAAAGACUUCAAAGCAAGUGAAUGGGUCAAGUAGCAGAUCCUGUUUAGAGGAGCCUCCCUUAUCUGGUUUAUUUACAAAAAAGCAUGAGUCAAGUUCUUAUUCUAAGCAUCUGGAUAGAGACAAGAGAAAGAUCUUAAAUAAUAAUGGACUCAAUAUUUCGGCUGAACCUUCUUAUAAAGGAAGGAGGCUUGUGGAAAGGAAUGCCAGUAUACCUUUGCUGGAGUCUGCACAGUUGGAUUUGGACAAAGAGUGCUACCCAAUUAGAGUACUUAACCCACACAACAGUGUCGCAGGUUCAUCAAGUCAUUCAGAUGCAAUACAGAAUACUAAUAUAUUGGAAAUUGGGGAAGCAUCUGGUGAUUGGUGCCAUAUUCUAAGUAGAAUUACAAAUGAAGGUUCAGAAGCUUCCAUGGAUUCAGAUUUAUGUGUUAAGCAUGCGUCAACAGCCGUGGAAAGAACUUCACAAGAUGGGUGUACUAAUGUUGAGGACUUACAAGAAGAGACCAUAGAUGAGAGUCAGAAUGAACAUGUUACCAGAUUACCUACUUCAACAGAGUUAUCAUGUGUUAUAUGUUGGACAGAUUUCAGUUCAACCAGGGGGGUUUUACCAUGUGGGCAUCGAUUUUGUUAUUCAUGCAUCCUAAGCUGGGCUGAUGUAAUGGCUUCAAGGAGAAAAAUUUCAACUUGCCCUUUGUGCAAGACGAGUUUUAAUAGCAUUACAAAGGUUGAGGAUGCAGCCACUACUGAUCAGAAAAUAUACUCCCAGACUAUUCCAUGUGCUCAUUCAGACUUGGAUAUUUUCAUUCUCGCUGAUUUAGAAACAACCAGUUUUGGUGCUCAGUCUUCCCUUGCGCUGAUUUGUAGCAAAUGCCGCUGUCGGGAACCUGAGGAUCUCCUCAUCAGCUGUCAUCUUUGCCGGAUUCGACGCAUCCAUUCCUACUGCUUGGACCCUCCCUUGUUACCAUGGACAUGCAUUCAUUGUAAGGAUCUCCGGAUGCUCUACCAUCAUGCCUCUUAACACACAUCUCUUGAAACUCUACAAUGUGCAAAUAUGUGUUAAUCAGUUAUACAUAUACGGUGAAAAUGACAGCUGUUGUAUAGCAGUGUGUAUUUUUCUGGGGUUAAACAAUAUUGGAUUAGGAUCCUUCAGAGUUUUUAGUGGAGUUCUUAAAAUUGUAUCCAUCCAUUUUAAAAUGAGUGGAUUGAAUUUUGCCACAUUAUCAAUAAAUUUAAACAGAUAUCAAAAUAGUGAUAGUCAAUGUUAUGUUGAUAAUGUGGUAAAGUCUUAUUUACUAAUUUCAGAAUGGAUGGAUUAGAUUUUAAGAACUCUAUGGUGGAGUAAUCUAAGAAACUCUCGAGGAUCUUAAUCCAAGCAUUCUUAAGAGGACCUUUGGUGAACGUGUGUUGGGAACUUGUAUAUCUCGUUAGUUGUCAUCUGUGACAGUUGUGACUUUCAUUCCAACUUCCUGGACCUAUCUUUCAGUGGGUGUAAGCUCACUAUUUUCAACGUU